Messenger RNA from Echinostoma caproni, 399 nucleotides. The record is from the annotation of a GenBank genome assembly. NCBI's taxonomy places the organism in Eukaryota, Metazoa, Platyhelminthes, Trematoda, Plagiorchiida, Echinostomatidae.
AUGAGACCGGAUGUGAAGCCAGGCGGUAAUCGCGUGCCUAAGCCGAUCGAUAUUGUGGCCGGCCCCAUCGAUGGAAUGUUUCUGCGUUUUGUGUGCGGUUCGGUGCAGUCUCAGUCCCUAUUGAUCGAUUACAGUCCGAUUUUCUGGACCGCAUUUCAUCAGAUUUACCGGAAUCCGGAAAACAUGAUGUCACAGAUCUGCUUGCCACUAUUCCUCCUGGCCGUCUGUACCGUCCAACAGAGCUAUGGGCUCGAGUGUUACGAAUGCAAUUCUUUUGAGAAGGAGGCCUGCGAUACCAUGGAUGCCAAACUGUUGCAACCCACCACGUGUGCAGCCGGGAUCGAGUCUUGUUUGAAGCUUAAACAGGUGAGCUUUAUCUUCAGUCGAUUUUAUGAGUAA